AUGUCACUACAGGACUACCUGGAUUCCAAAUAUGGCAAAUCCAAGUCCAAGAAAAGGGAUAAAUCACUGAAGCCGAAACCCAAGUCGUCGAUACAAAAACCCACAAAACCUGCAAAACCCGAGAAUGCCACUAUUUAUAGAGACUUAUCAGGAAACGUCCUCUCUCAUGAGGAAAUGCUAGAACAACAGAGACAGAAAUCACAGCAAGAAAAACAGAAAGCCAAAGAAGCAUCUGAAAAAUUACGCAAUAUGAAUCUCCCCGAGGUUACUCAAACGGCCACUAAAAGAGUAGCUCCGCCAAGCUAUGUAGAUGACCCGUUGCUAGCAUUUUCUCCAGAUAAAGUCAAGUCGCUGCAAAAAGACCGUUACAUCUCACAGACAGGCCGUAAACUAUACAAAUCUUCUUUCCCGGACAAUCGUUUCUCUAUAAUGCCAGGGUAUAGAUGGGACGGAAUUGAUAGGUCUAAUGGCUGGGAGCAAAAAGUUUUCAAGACGACUGCUCUAAGGCAGGAGAAGAAAGUUCUUAGUUAUACAAUGCAGGAUGAUUAUUAG
Molecule: messenger RNA, 552 nt
Organism: Komagataella phaffii GS115
Lineage: Eukaryota; Fungi; Ascomycota; Pichiomycetes; Pichiales; Pichiaceae
Product: Subunit of the RES complex
Exons: 1
Coding region: 1-552 (183 amino acids)
Biological process (GO): mRNA splicing, via spliceosome
Cellular component (GO): RES complex; U2-type spliceosomal complex
Molecular function (GO): RNA binding
Source: RefSeq, a predicted model, not a curated record